CUUGCCCCCGUCAUGCCCUCCACUGAAGUUACGAGGAUAAUGAAGCAGGCGAACGUCAGGAAGUCCGGAAGACUUCUUCUUUCCUCUCGCGCUUGCGUCGCGAACCUCCAAAAUAGUCGAUGUCAGAGUACUUCGGCCCCGAACGAAGAGUUGACAAAAGAGCUCAUAGGCGUUUUUAAUAGGACGUUGGAUGCUGCAGCAAAACGAGAGAAUGUGUCUGGGUGGAAGCUGUCUCAGAGCCGUGGAUUAGUAGAGGAGGCGCAGCUUCGCAAAGCUGUCAUGGGUAAACCAAGAGGGGAUUGGAAGCGUACAGAUGGGCAUUUCGCCCAAUCACGAGCUUCGAGUAUUCCAUCGCCUUUUCUGGAAAAUGUGCCAUUGUAUCUCCCCAAUCAGCCCGUAAGUGACGUUCGGGCAGGAUACCUAGCAGAAGCUCAUAGGAAUAAUGGAGGUUAUUAUGGCGUCGUUGUUGGGUUUGAGCAGCGUCGCCGAGAGUUGAAUGUGGUCCUGCUUGGCGCCGACGGAUUGCUGCAUGUAUUAAGGACGACUGAUCUGACAUUCGCAUAUGCAAGAUUCAUUGACCAGGAUCUUGUAAGUCAGACUGGUCUCGAAGACACUCCAGAGAACGAGAUGCAAGCGGCCGCCCGUAUUCGGAUUGUUAAACGAGUGCGAGAAAUAGAGUCUGCGAUCGAACACGCGUCUGGGACUGUCUUGAAGAGGUCCGCCUCCCUCUAUGCCAAAUUCAGGAGCACAAACAAGGAGAAAUGGGGAUCAAUGAGCAUCGAAGAUGCUCUCACCCACGUGUUUGGGCCCAGAAUCUCAAUUCGUGUCCAUCAUGUUUUGGCAUUGCGAGACCACCUCUUAAUGAAUCCAAUCCACUUCCUAAUCGACACCGUGGACACGCUCAACUCAAAAUCCUACUAUCUUCGCCCUUACGCCGAUGUCCAAAAUUUUGAGCAGGUCCAGGAGUGGAUCCGAAACGAUAACCCAAACAUUCGCAGCUUUGUUGAAAAAGCACGAGUGAUAAUUCAGCGUUCUCGCUCCUUAAGAGCCCAAAGGGCCCCUCUAGAAAAAACCCCGGUUGAUGUCGAGGGUUAUUUGGCUUUCACUGAUACGGACAAGCAAAUCAUAAAGUUCUUUCAAAAUUCGAACCGUCGACAGCGAUUUAUCCAGUCUGACCCAUGGGCUCCUAUCAUCCCAACGAUAAUAAAGCGCAUAGGACUAUAUGAAGGUUCUGUUGAUCAGCCCAUGGUCUUUCAUAUGCUCCAGGAACUUGGUGUAUACACACCUUGGGACGCCAUCAUUGCUCACGGUUCCGAUGGUACGGAAAUGAACUUGCGUGGGGUAUCCCUGGGGGAACCGGGGACAAGUCGUAAUGAGAAGGCUGCAGAAAUUCGAGCUCAAGAAUUGCUCCAAUUGUCUGAACCUGCGCGAGCAGGAGGGAACUUCCAACUGUACGAUGGGCUCGAUUCUAUCCGUCACGAUUUUGGCAAUUUACCGGUGUAUGCGGUCGACGAUUAUGAUGCUCAGGAGAUAGAUGAUGGAGUGUCCAUCGAAGAAGUCCCAGGAGAUCCGAAUAAGCACUGGGUCCAUAUCCACAUCGCUGACCCAUCAUCUAUCAUUCACCCCCUGGAUGAUAUUGUGCGGCCAAUCGAACAGGCAGGAAUUUCGACCUAUUUCGUUAACCGCUCCUGGCCGAUGAUACCAUCCUCUAUUUCGCAACAACGAUUUAGCUUGGGCCAACUCGCGAAGGGAUUGCAGCCUCAGCCAGUUCUCACUUUUAGUGCGCUGGUAGAUGGAGAUGGCAACAUCGUAAACCAUCGCGUGACGCCUGGUUGGGUUAGGAACGUUCAGGCGCUACUGUAUGAUGACGUGGACAAUGCCUUGGGGGCAGAGCUAAUACGCCGACACUACCCACUACUCACUCAACCUCCUGAGAUGCUCCGGACCGCCAUUGAUUCCAAACGUAUACCUGAUUUGUCCAAGCUUGCGAAGGUAGCAACAUUGCUCAAACGUCGACGGUUCCGUCAUCCGAUAAUCGCUUUUCCGAGCACCUCUAUUGACAUCGAAUUGAUCUCGGACAAAACACUUCCUAUUAUACCCCCACUUAAGGACCUCACUCAUCCUCAUCUCUUCCGUGGAUAUCCUGACGUCCAAUAUUCAGUAUCAACAUGGACACCGGGAAUGAUCUCUCGGAAUCUAGUAGGGGAGUUCAUGCUUGCCGCUGGAAUUGUGGCAGCCCGAUUUGCCCGCGAUCAUAAUAUCCCUUUGAUUUUCCGAGUGUCCGACCGCCACACUGGGACAGAAGAGGACGAUGCCGAACUUUUCGCUCUCCGAGAUCCUCGAGACUUGACUGUGCCUAUUGUUGAAGUGUUCAAGCGACACGUCAUUUUUGGCACUGCUAUGUAUACCGCGAAUCCUGGUCCACACACGACUAUUGGUAUCGUAGGCAAUGAUUCGUACUCUCGGGUCACGUCUCCUCUUCGACGUUUCACUGAUCUGGUGAAUCACUGGCAGAUCAAAGCUGCACUGCGCAAGACACUGUCCCCCCAAUCAUUGAGUCCGUCUCCAAUUCCGGGCGGCGUAUGGCGCAUGAAAUCGCUGUCGAAGGACACCCUGAUGCGAAUUGGAAGGGAACACGAUGUCCUCGAGCGUGCGACCAAGCGAUCAUCAGAAGCAGAGACUGCCACAUGGGCAAUGCGUGCUCUAGCAAGAGCAUUCGUUGACCCAUCAAUGUCACACGCCCGAGAGGUGUUGUCAGAUUUAGAAGCGAUCGUGAUGAGCGAGCCGACAUGGGAUAUCGAUCGCAGAGAGUUAUACGCUGAUGCAUAUAUCCCUAAGCUGGGUCUCAUUGGCUCAGUGUAUCCUUACCCCUUUCGCCCUCAAGGAGACAUUGGCAAAGCCGUACGUGUACAAUUCAUGCCGGAGGAUUCUAUCAAGUUACUCGCCAUUCCAAAAAUUCGCUUGAAGCUGAAGAACGGGAAUUUUUGACAGUCGCUUAUCGAAUUAAUCUUCAAGCUAGGCAUGACUGAUAUAAAUAGAAUAUAGUGUAUAGAGUUGAAUUAAUAACGUGGAAAACUCCCCCCGCUACUUGGGAAUCAGACUCGCCGACGAUACGAGAUAUCGUCAGGAGUUUCGGGCACGACGAUCAUAGUCUACACCAAUGCGUCUGUCACAUUAUCUUUAUCAAUAGAAAGCAUAACUUACUCUAUAAUUAUGAGGUGGAACGCAAUUGAUCUUGAUCUCGAGCUUCCUAACCAGAUUUGCGAUGACAGUCCCAAGUUGCACAUAUGCAAA
Molecule: messenger RNA, 3294 nt
Organism: Cantharellus anzutake
Lineage: Eukaryota; Fungi; Basidiomycota; Agaricomycetes; Cantharellales; Hydnaceae
Exons: 2
Coding region: 13-2988 (991 amino acids)
Biological process (GO): mRNA catabolic process
Cellular component (GO): exosome (RNase complex); P-body
Molecular function (GO): 3'-5'-RNA exonuclease activity; RNA binding
Source: RefSeq, a predicted model, not a curated record